Blastomyces dermatitidis ER-3 is the source of this 4119-nucleotide messenger RNA. Its product is annotated as nuclear migration protein. The transcript has 2 exons. Gene Ontology annotation, cellular component: mitochondrion; cell cortex. Gene Ontology annotation, biological process: establishment of mitochondrion localization; microtubule cytoskeleton organization; maintenance of protein location in cell cortex. NCBI's taxonomy places the organism in Eukaryota, Fungi, Ascomycota, Eurotiomycetes, Onygenales, Ajellomycetaceae. The record is from RefSeq and is a predicted model, not a curated record. Gene Ontology annotation, molecular function: phospholipid binding; tubulin binding. The coding region runs from base 1 to 4119 and encodes 1372 amino acids.
AUGCCUUCUGACUUUGAAAAUGACUAUGCAUACCUGGGAAGCUCCCUACCUGUGGGUAAGGAUAAGAAGCCCUACAGGACCCCCUCGAACCCAAUGUCGCGCCGUCCAUCGCUUCACCGCAGAGAUUCUUCUCCAGGCCCUUCCUCCUCCCCUCCGCGCUUCAACUCCGGCAACCGGUACGAAUCCGAUGGCCCAAUCACCCUUAUCGACAUCGCAAAUGAUGAGACCAUUUCGCCCCUAGACCCGCGGCGCUUCACUCCAACCCUACAUGCAUCGCUCGUUUCUGAGAUCUUGUCCCUGCGGCGAGACAUGGAGGCGAAAACAAGGGCAAUCGAUUCGCUUGAGAUGACUCUGGAAAAUGCAAAGGCGGAAACAGAGACUUUAAGGGAGACGCUCGCAAAGAGCUCCAAGGAGAACCGUUCGCUGAAAAAGCAGUUACAGCUUCUUGAGGGCGGUUCCCUGUCUGCCAUGACAGAAUUGUCCAAGGAGCGUGACGACGCCUUGGAGAACAUUGCAGAUUUCCGGAAAAGGCUUGAGCAGUCGCAGAAGAGAGCGCGUACGCAGGAGGAUGAGAUUGAACGGACGCAAAGGCUAUGGGAGCGUGAUAAGCAGAAUUGGGAAGAAGAGCGGAGAAACUUGGAGCGUAAAGUCCAUGUUGUGGAGGGACGGCUGAAGGUUGUCCUCAAUGAAGUUGCAGCCGCUCAGGCAGCUGGCUCUUUUCCUCGUAGCGUCGAUGGAGACUUCGACGAUUUUGUUCGGGAUGGCACGACGGCCAGGGCCAGCGAUACUAACAGUGUCCGCUCGAGCAGUGUCCUGGGACGGCGACGCACGAGCACUGCGAGCGUAAGUACUCAUGAUGGUGAUCUGCAUAAUCUUCGGUACUCCGUUAUGAGUCUGGCCAACGGUCAUGGACCCAAGGUCGAUGGCUUGAACCUAGCAGACGAACUUGCCUUUGAUGAGGAAGACGAAGACACAUUGGGCCUAGACGACCACCGACCAGAUUCAAGAUGCACGGUUCCCGAUCACGAAAGGCCCAUGUCGAUGCAAUCACGGCCGAUGAGCAGCAUGAUGGCCCGACAUACGUUGGAUUUUUCGCUUGACGGACAUGAAAGGUUCGGCACUCCCGAUGUACUUGAUCAUCCAAAGAAUCUGGAUGUAAUUCCAGACAUCGAGGAGGAUGCAAAGGCAACCCCAGCUGUACCACAGUUCGAAUACAGAGACGUUGGAAUCCAGUAUACCCCACCUCCAUCCCCUAAGAUCGUCCCUGAACCGGAUGAAGUUAUCGUCGACGAGGCUCCUCUGGUGAAUUGCCCGAACUGUGCAGACCUAGAAAGGAAGCACACAUCCUCUAGUACGGAAACAACACCCAUAUACGAAACAAAGGACAGUAGCACCGUCACCGUGCCUCUCCUCACUACCUCUUCUGCGUGCCAGACAACCGGAGAGCUGCCAAGUCCUCCAUGGACUCCUAAGUUGGACGAAAUUUCAUCAGAGGAGUCCACCCCGUUAGCCUCCCCAGCUCCCUUUAUUGCAACUCCUGCUGUUACAACAGCUUCCAUCUCAACUCAAACCGAUGAUGUAAUUAUCAAGGACAAAGAAACCCAAAACCUAGAACAACUUAUCCGACAGGCAAUGCCAAUCCCUAUGAUCACGAUCGAACCCCCUGGCUCAAACCCACAGUCCGGCAGGAACAGUGUCGUCUUGCCACCGCAAACUAAGAGUAUAUCAUGCCAGACAAACAUCGAACCACUAGUCGAUGUACGGUCAUGUGGCAUGCAAACAGAAGAAAUCCGCGUCGAUAAACGCAGUGCCAAACUCCCCGCCAAACUACUCCCAUCCGCGAUUAUAGACCCACGGAUAAGCCCAGAAUACAUAGAUCUACCAUCACCACCCCCCAUCCAGGCAUUCCACGUCCCUCCAAAAUCCGCAAAAAGGAAGCUUCGGAAACCACCGCCAGUCGAGCCUGCACCGCUAUCAAGGCCGUCCUCGAACGAUAAAGAGCCUGAGAAACUGCAAACACUGCAAGCAUAUCCCGGGAAUAAUGACAAUGGCCCCCUUUCUGACGAUGUAAAGCCAGAGCUUCGACGGCCGUUCAGAAACAGCAGCUUAUUUGCUGGAUUUGAGCACAUCAGUGACGAUGAAUGGCCAGUGCCACAAGGGGACCUGUUUAGCGAUGACGAGCUGUUUAAUCGACCCCUGGCAUCUUACACGCUGAGGGCUGGUAAGCUGGUUACCAAGCCCUCACCCUCAAUACUGGACGACAACCCUCUAGCGGAGCGUGAGGAACACCCAGACACAAAUGAGGAGCAGUAUUCGCCGAAAUCAGUAUCCGAACUAAGAGCUCACAACGGUCCUCAGCAGCGUGCUGUGGCAUCUGGGAAAUCCUCAACUGCCAAACGACCGCCCAGACCCUUGAAAUUGGGCAACGUCGCGAAGCAACCAGAUAUUCGUCGCACUGCCAUGAUCUCUAGCUCUACCGCCGCACAUCAGGCAUUCAGGCCUCGCAGCCCCAGUGCGCCCAGUAUCGGCAGCAGCGCCGCUUCCACUAGUACCGCAACCAAACCUCCCUUCCCCGUUCCCGUGAGGUUGAGUUCGCGCAAGAUCCCUACCAGCGCAAGUGAGGGCGCUCAGAGCCCCACGCCAUACAGCAACGGAAAUUACCUAGAGCGGGGCUUUAGAUCAAGAGAUCCUCCACUUCGUAAAGUACGCUCGGCCGCUGUAGUGUCUAGGACGCAAUAUCAUGAUCGGCAGCAAAGCCAUUCACCUCCAACAAUGUCGACAACAUCAACCUGCCCGGAAAGCCCACACCUACCACCCAUGCCCGUCGACGAAAUCACAGCCCCUCGCAGUAAACGUUCUGGUAAACCGCGCUCAAAUCGACAAAUUCCACCCCCUCCCAGAUCCCAUCGAAGAGACGAGUCAAACAAUACCAACACGGGUAUACAGCAGACUAGUGUGGUCGAUGCGAUCGCACAGACCAUGGUAGGAGAAUGGAUGUGGAAGUAUGUUCGAAGACGGAAGUCUUUCGGUAUGACCGAUAAUAGUAAGGAGGGAUGGGAGCUGGGUAAAAGCACCGAAGAGGUCUCCGCAAAUAUCACUGGGAAUGGCGUCAGGCAUAAGAGAUGGGUAUGGCUAGCACCGUAUGAGCGUGCAGUCAUGUGGAGCAGUAAACAGCCCACCAGCGGAUCUGCGUUGCUAGGCAAGAGUGGCCGAAAGUUAACGAUCCAAUCUGUCCUUGACGUCAAGGAUGAUAAUCCGUUACCCAAGGGCUCUAGUCCUAGUAACCAUUUCAACCGGUCGAUUUUGAUACUCACCCCGCAACGAGCACUGAAGUUCACAGCCAUGACAAUCGAACGCCAUUUCGUCUGGUUAACCGCUUUGUCAUUCCUAAGCCACUCGUCGAUGGGUGCCAACGACCUUGCGUCCUUGCCACCGGUCCCACACGAAGAGUAUCGCCCUCCCCCAGGUAGUACACUAAGGCGCAAUCCAAUCCGCGACUCAAUCCGCGUCGCAAAGGGUAAAGCAAGACCCACCCCAGCAAGUUCCAACCGUUCAUUUGCAUCCCACCCGUCCGCCGUCCCUGAGCUACCUUUUGAUGAAGCUCAACAAGGCGAACCUAUCAACGACGUCGCCGAUCCCCCAAAUGUCCCAAGAUUCUCCUCACACUCGCGCAAGCGAAGCAACACAGCACCGCGCCUCCCUCCAAGUGCAUUUAAAAGCUUCUCCAACCACACCACCGCCCCGUCCACAUACAGCACCACAACCGCGUGCUCAUCGGAUCUCUACUCUCCCUCAACCAUGGGGCCAUCGGGCGUGCAGAGCGGCCAAAGCAGUUUUAGUCAUCGCACCUCAGAAGCCAGCGGCCCAUCUAGCGUUGGCAUGAGCAAUUUCUUCGAAGCAGUUGGUACAGUGCGGAUGGAAGCUUUCGUGGAUCGAAAUGAAUUCCCACGCCAACGAGUUGGUGGGCAUGGACAUAGAUCAAGGCAAGGCGGCGGCGGUGGUGGUCGAAGGAGACGGGAUGCGCAUUACUGGCCCCCAAAUAGCCCGGACACGGAGUUUUAUGGUUCCGAAGACGGGGAUGUGCUCUUUCGAAAUGAGGAUCCUUUUCGAGGGUUCUAG